AUGAAGAAGUUCCCGGUACCGGAACCAAUCUCAGUAUCUGUUUCUCUCGAAACGUCAUCAUUUAUCACAUGGGAAAAACUUGGAGAAUCAAUGAAACAAAAAUAUGAGCAACCAUUGCAUUAUCUAACCCAAAUUCUCUUGAAACAAUGGGAUGAAUCAAGUGGCAAUGGCAUCAACAACAACAAUAUUGAAGUGAUGAUAAUGAAGAAGCAACCUAUUGGCAAUGUUAUUGAUCCACGCACAGCUGAAGCAACUGUGAGGGUUAUUGAAAAUUUCAAUAGGCAAUUUGUCUCUCAUCAUUACCUUGCCAAACUCUGGCUUUCUGAUCCAAAUUAUCAUCAUUUUGUCGAUGAUUUGCAAAAUUACUCAUCCUUUGAUUAG
Molecule: messenger RNA, 381 nt
Organism: Gossypium raimondii (Peruvian cotton)
Lineage: Eukaryota; Viridiplantae; Streptophyta; Magnoliopsida; Malvales; Malvaceae
Product: protein RDM1-like
Exons: 1
Coding region: 1-381 (126 amino acids)
Cellular component (GO): nucleus; RNA polymerase V complex
Source: RefSeq, a predicted model, not a curated record